Molecule: messenger RNA, 4122 nt
Organism: Penicillium odoratum
Lineage: Eukaryota; Fungi; Ascomycota; Eurotiomycetes; Eurotiales; Aspergillaceae
Product: DNA-directed RNA polymerase
Exons: 2
Coding region: 1-4122 (1373 amino acids)
Biological process (GO): mitochondrial transcription
Cellular component (GO): mitochondrial DNA-directed RNA polymerase complex
Molecular function (GO): DNA-directed RNA polymerase activity; mitochondrial promoter sequence-specific DNA binding
Source: RefSeq, a predicted model, not a curated record
AUGUUGUCCCGAGUGGCUCGUCAGAAAAAUGCCCUCUUCCAUCUCCGGAAGGCCAAUGCCCAUCGGGCAUUGGGCGCAUCUUCAAUGCUGCGCCUACACUCCAGCUCGGCUCGGAUGAGCCCAGUCUUAGCUUCAAAAAACAUGACACCAGAAAACCGGAGUUCCUCUUUCCAAUCCCAGCGCCAUCUCGCUACCGCCGCCGAUCCAUCCGUCCUCAACCAAUCAUCCUAUAUGUCCAUCGAUGAAGCAUCCUUGCCGCAAUCUUUAGAUCAAUCAAAUCAUCAAGAAACGACGACCUUCUUCAACCAGGAUCCUUUUGAUCUUUCGUCCUUGGUUGUCAUCAAUGAAACACCCCAGACCCACCUGAAAACCUUCCGCAAAAUCAGAGGCAUUGGUGGCGAUCCGGAGGAGAUGAUGGCAAACUUUGAUAUGUCGCUCAAGGUCGGCCGGUUCGAUCGAGCUGCGGCUUUGAUCAGCCGCCUGGGGUCCGUUUAUUCACGCGACUCUCCCGAAUGGGUGGCUUUGCAUAAUCGGUACCUGAAGGAUAUGGUCUCGCAUAUGAUCGCCUCGCGACAAGAUGACAUGAUAUGGCCGGUGCAAAAAUGGUUCGAGGUUGACAUGCCUGCCGGGCGUGUGCAGCCCAAUGCUACCACUUUCGCUACUAUGAUUCGUAUGGCAUUGCGUAUGCUCCACGGAUCCAAGCGAGAUAGAACGGUUCGUCGUUAUUGGGAACUUGCCAAAAAGGUGGAUCUUCAUGAGGAUCUUCUAGCUGAGGAAGUCUUAACCGACUUGGAUUUGGGUGAAUUGUCCAAGAUCUGCUCCAAUGAUUUGGGUCAUGCCAAAUUUGAUUUCAGAGAGUUCGAAACCCCCAAACUCGAUAUGCGCCCCGAAAACCUCGAUCAAGUUGCGGAAGUGCUGGCUGCUGAGCAGAAGGGUCUUGGUUUAUCGUCCCUGAAGGAAUCACUUGCCUUGUUUGCGGAUAAAUAUCAUAUUUCUUUGCCUGAAGACUUCGAAGGCACCGAAGAACAAAAGAAGCUUCUAUACGAUCAACUUCGGCAACGACAGGUUGAGACCGAUACCAUCAGAUCAGCCCACGAUCGCUGGAAAGUCGAGUUUGAACAAAUGACAAAAGCUGGAGUGGACGUGAUGAGCAGUAAGAAGCGCAUCAACAAUUUCAUGAGCCAAUGGCACAAAGAUCUCGUGACCAGAAUUAAUGAGGAAAAGCGACUCGCUGUCGAAGAACAAGGGCAGCCGAUCCGAACAGCCGAACAAAAGGCCCGUUGCGAGUAUGCGGUGUUUCUUAGCGCUCUCGAGACCGAUCGUCUCGCCGCAAUCACCAUGCUUGGAGCGAUUGGUUCAUUCGUUCGCGUGGGAAUGGACCUGGGAAUCAAGCUCUCUGCUAUUGCGUCGACCAUCGGCCGAGAUGUUCAGGAUGAGCUAGUCGCAAUUGCAUGCUUGAAGAAGGCUGAAGCUCAGGACUCUCGACGCGUUAAAAUGCUAAAACAGCUUCUCGUCGAUCGCAAGGGAAAAGAUGGGCGAGCUCAGUGGAAGCGUCUGUCUGAGGGCAUGCAAACGGAGAACGUUGAAUUGAACUGGAGCCCACGUGUUCAAGUUAGACUUGGUGCAGUGUUGACAAGCUUUUUGUUUGAUGUUGCCAAGGUUCCCGUUCUGAGCAAGAACGAAGCCACUGGUGAAACGACGAAGACGUUUCAACCGGCAUUCCAGCACGCUUAUCAGAUUACGUUUGGUAAACGCCUGGGUCUUCUUAACCUACACCCGGAAAUUAUCAAAAUUGUCAAAGCGGAGCCGUCAGCUGAUCUGCUUGGGCGGCAUCUUCCUAUGAUCUGCCCACCGAGACCUUGGCAGGGACCAAGAGAUGGAGGCUAUCUUAUCUACCAAAGUAAUAUUGUUCGCACCACCCCAGGCGAGGGUCUGCAGCCAAUGUAUGUCAAGGCUGCUCUGAAGAAUGAUGGCCUCAAGGAAGUUCGACGCGGCCUUGACGUUCUCGGCGCCACCCCCUGGGUCAUCAAUCGAGACGUGUUCGACGUCAUGCUCGAAGCUUGGAACUCUGGCGAGGAAGUCGCAAAUCUGUCACCGCUUAACGCAGACAUCCAAGCUCCCCCAAAACCAGAUCCGAAGGCUGACUUGAAAGAAGAGAAAGAGUGGCAAAACAUGAUGCGUGAUGUGGAGAACAAGCGGGCUGCGCUUCACUCACAGCGAUGCUUCCAGAACUUCCAGAUGGAAGUCGCACGUGCUUUCCGCAAUGAGACCUUUUACCUCCCUCACAACAUGGAUUUCCGUGGAAGAGCUUAUCCACUGCCCCCCUACCUCAACCAGAUGGGAGCUGACAAUUCCCGAGGUCUGCUUCUUUUCAGCGAAGCAAAGCCACUAGGUGUCAGCGGUAUGCGUUGGUUGAAAAUCCAUCUGGCAGGUUUGGCUGGAUUCGAUAAAGCGAGCAUGGCCGAGCGUGAGCAGUUUGCCGAUGACCACCUCGACGACAUUCUCGACUCUGCCAAUAAGGGCCUUCACGGAAAGCGAUGGUGGUUGGAGGCUGAAGACCCUUGGCAAUGCUUGGCAGCUUGCUGCGAACUUCGUAACGCUCUUCUCCAUCCUAACCCACUCGAAUACCCAUCCCGUCUGCCAAUCCACCAGGAUGGUUCUUGCAAUGGUUUGCAACACUACGCCGCCCUUGGUGGUGACAGUAUUGGUGCUCAGCAGGUCAAUCUCGAGCCUUCCGAUAGGCCGUCCGACGUCUACACUGGUGUCUCAGAGUAUGUGAAGAAGUCCGUGGCGGAGGACGCUGCUCGCGGUAACCAGCUAGCCAUUACUCUUGAUGGGAAGAUAACGCGCAAGAUUGUCAAGCAGACAGUCAUGACUAAUGUAUACGGUGUGACCUUUAUGGGUGCAAUGAGACAAGUCCGCAAGCAGCUCAAUGAUCACUAUCCAGAUCUCACCGGCGAUGAAAAGAAGCAGGGAUCUCUAUACAUUGCACGCAAAAUCUUCCAGGCUCUGUCAACCAUGUUCAAUGGAGCUUCUGAUAUUCAACACUGGCUAGGAGAUUGUGCCAAUCGUAUUACUCAAUCUGUAUCCCCGGAGGAUGUCGAAGAGCUUGCGAAGGAAGCAUUGUUACCCGGCGCGUCUGCUGACGAUGAGGGGAAAGGCAGCCAGAAAGUUGAUCCGAGCAAGAAGUUCAAGUCCACUGUCAUUUGGACCACGCCGCUUGGCCUUCCUGUUGUUCAACCUUAUCGUACACGAAAGGCGAAGCGUAUUUCGACUACCCUGCAAGACCUGAGCGUCGUUGAGUACAAUGCUGAAGACGUGGUCUCAAGACGCAAGCAACUCCAAGCUUUCCCCCCGAACUUCAUUCACUCUCUUGAUGCCACUCACAUGAUGCUGUCCGCUAAUGCAUGCGAGCGGGCUGGUCUUACCUUUUCUGCCGUCCACGAUUCCUUCUGGUCCCACGCCAGCGACGUGGACAGUAUGAAUCGCAUCCUCCGAGACGCCUUUGUCCACAUGCACCAGGAUGAUGUUAUUGGGCGACUAUAUGCAGAGUUCAACGUCCGAUAUGGCAAGCACCUUUACUUGGCCAAGGUCGAGAAAACUUCUGCCGUCGGAAAGGCCAUUCUUCGUCAUCGCACCCCGACUAAGAUUAAAAACUUGAGAUUCCUCGAGCUUAUGGAAGAAAACCGACGACAAAAACUGUUGCGAUCAGACGACCCUGAUGAGCAAGCAGAAGGUCGUGCUAUGGUGACCGCAGCCAGUAUCUUUGAGUCGAUGGGCGGCAACGACAAUGACCUGGUUGGUACUGCCAGCCUGGGAGCUUCAGACAUUGGCGUCGUUCCGGACGAUCUGGAGGCCGCUGAGCGACGACCCGACGCUAGCAUUGACAUGAACGACCCGGCCAUCGGAAGCCUGUUUAAUGACUUCGAUCACCCCCAGAAGGAGUCUCAGAACUACAAUGAGAUCACCGACGUCGAUGGAAGCAACCUAGAGUACGUUUCUCGGCGGUCAAAAGGCCCCACCACUGUGUGGAUGUGGUUGCCCCUUCGGUUCCGCGAUGUUCCUGCUAAAGGCACUUGGGAUAUCACGCGGAUUCGCAAGAGUGAAUAUUUCUUCUCCUGA